Molecule: messenger RNA, 1845 nt
Organism: Babesia microti strain RI
Lineage: Eukaryota; Apicomplexa; Aconoidasida; Piroplasmida; Babesiidae
Product: conserved Plasmodium membrane protein, unknown function
Exons: 3
Coding region: 1-1845 (614 amino acids)
Biological process (GO): RNA polymerase II preinitiation complex assembly; transcription initiation at RNA polymerase II promoter
Cellular component (GO): SLIK (SAGA-like) complex; SAGA complex; transcription factor TFIID complex
Molecular function (GO): protein heterodimerization activity; RNA polymerase II general transcription initiation factor activity; transcription coactivator activity
Source: RefSeq, a predicted model, not a curated record
AUGUUUUCCAGAGAAAGUGACAACGUGUCAAUCCCCUCGGAAUUUAUUAUUUCCCUGGCCAAAACACAUGGGUUUAUGCAAUCUGGCAAAGUAGACUUGCAGACCGUAUCGGCUAGGAUUAUCGCAGAUACAGUAGAAUUUAGGAUUAAACAGAUCAUACAAGAGGCUUCAAAGUUCAUGUAUCGCAAUGCAAGGACCACUAAUCAUAUGGCCCUGACUAGUGAUGACAUCAGAUGUGCCCUGAAAUCACUCAAAAUGCAGGAUCUUCCUGGUUAUUCUGAUCUGUGCAAUCACAGAUACGUUUGUGCCGAUAAACUCUACAUGGGAAAUAGGGUAAUCAAACGCGAAUCCAAAUUGAAAUCGACUAAGGAUAAUUGGGGCCGUUGUAAAUUAUCCGAUAUAGUUUACAAUGAUAUGGGUACUUUGGCAUCGCCAGUUCCAAGUUUGAGUGUUCAUUGGUUGUCUGUUAAGGGGACUUUACCUUUAGUUUCAUCACAUUUUGGUGUUGAUGUUACAGAUAAGCUAUCUAGGAGAGCAGAGGAGGCAGUUGCGUUGAUAGGUGAUAGUUCUAAGAUGAGGAAGAAUGAAAAUAUCGAAAAUUUCUCCUUAACUAACAAUCUAUUGCUGAAAACAAGAAACAAUAACAUUAUUACUAGACUAUCCAAUGCCUUUACUGACUCAAUGAAUAACUCCAUAGCACGAGCCACAAACACAGCCAACGAACCCACAACAUAUAUACCAAGAGUUGAACAUGUUCUGGAAAAGGAACACCAUUUUUUCCUAAAUUGUGUGAAAAAUGCUAUAACGCGAGCCAUAGAUUUGGGCGUCAUCCAUACAUCACAAUACAAGCAAUUGGACAAAGUGUUACACAUAUUGUCAACAUCUCUGGCGUUGGAUCAGCUUAUGCCAGAACUUAGCUAUUUUUUUGCCACGCAAAUGGACAUUCACAUGAAAAAUUCACUCCCACACGCUGUUUCUAUCAUGUUAUCAUUUGCAUACGCUCUAAUAUCCAACCCACAUGCCCACAUUCACUUUCAUAUACAUCAGUUGCUAAUACCUAUAAUACAAGUUGCGAUUGGAAAGUGCGAAUUUCCCAUAGUAUUAAUUUAUCAAAUACUAAGAUUGCGUAAGAAGGCGGCUAAUCUUGUUGGCAAAAUUGCAUUUGUACUACGAAGUUCAAGAAAUGGAUUGGAGUUUAUUGAUUCCCAGCUCAUUCUACUUCUCAAACAAGCGUUAUCAGCAGAUGAAAUAUCAAUUUUCACCUUGUACGGUUCAAUAGCAUGUCUUUCAAAUAUGUCUCCAAUAUCCAGGUCAUUGCUGCUAUACCCAAAUUUUAAUUCAAUAUUAUCUACCCUAAUUUACCUAUCAAUAAGCACCAGACAUUCGCUCGAUAUUGACAAUAUUCCGACACAGCAUUUUCAACACUCAUACGAUGAGCAUAAUAAUAUUCAUCAUACACUUUGUAAGAAAGAUAAUUUUCAAUUGAUCCAAACGAAAAACACAAUUUACAAUGAAACAAUUCAACUACUAUUGGGUACAAUGUACUAUUCGCUAGAAAAUGACUUUCUAAACAUGCCUGACCUUUUCUUUUCAAGUAGCAAUUCAGGCUAUUCUCCCCCCUUCUACCAACCAAACAUAAAGCAACUAUUGGAAAUAUUGAGUACCUUUAAAUUGUUUAUGAAUGGGCUAUUAUAUGAUCUAUUUACUCCAUUCCUCUCGGCUAUUUUGAGAAAAUUCAUUCACUACUUCAGAAAUCAUUCACUGGGAUCGUUAAAAAUGGUGUACCAUACAAAGUACGAGAAAUUGGAUUUGGCCACGGGUCAUCUCAUCGAAUUGACCCUAUAG